Messenger RNA from Gavia stellata (red-throated loon), 923 nucleotides. Its product is annotated as Ig heavy chain Mem5-like. The transcript has 8 exons. The coding region runs from base 1 to 900 and encodes 299 amino acids. Gene Ontology annotation, biological process: complement activation, classical pathway; positive regulation of B cell activation; phagocytosis, recognition. Gene Ontology annotation, cellular component: external side of plasma membrane; immunoglobulin complex, circulating; blood microparticle. NCBI's taxonomy places the organism in Eukaryota, Metazoa, Chordata, Aves, Gaviiformes, Gaviidae. Gene Ontology annotation, molecular function: antigen binding; immunoglobulin receptor binding. The record is from RefSeq and is a predicted model, not a curated record.
AUGGCGCCCGGGCUGGGGCCGUGGCUCCUGGCCUUGUCCUUGGCCGCGGGGCCGGCAGGGGUGUGGGCGCAGCUGAGGCUGGAGGAGACCGGCGGAGGGCUGCGAGCGCCCGGGGACUCUGUGCUCCUCUCCUGCCACGGAUCCGGCUUCGCCUUCGGGAGUUACGAAGUUCGGUGGUACCGUCAGGCCCCCGGUUUCAAUCCCGAGUGGGUGUCCUACAUCAGCUACUCGGGUAGUACAAAGAGGUACGGGCCGGCAGUGCAGGGUCGAGCCACGGUGUCCCGGGACAAUUCCCGGUCCGAGUCAUCUCUGUCCCUGCGUGACCUGCAGCCCCGGGACUCUGCCCGCUACUUCUGCACCGUUCGGUUUUGGAGCAGCAGUGUGAGGACAGAAAAGCUUAUAUUUGGAAGUGGGACCACUCUCACAGUUGAACCCAACAUUCAAACCAGUUCUGUCCCAGAAGUCAUUGUGAUGAAAUCAAAGAAACUGGAAGAAGGUGGCAGCAUUGGGACAGCAGCUUGUUUGGCAAGGAAUUUCUCCACAAAGAGCAUCAGCUUGGAGAUGUCCUCUAAUGAAGUCAUAUAUGAACAGAGUGCAUCCAUUUUGACAUCAAAGGGGUUGUAUGAUACUAUUAAGGCAGUCAGUGUGACAAAAGGCACAGAGGUGACCUGCACGGCCAAAUUCGAUGGCAGGACUAUUAAAGCCAACACAACAUUGACAGAAAAGGAGGCUGAAGAACCAGUUACAGGGAAGGUUUGCAACACCACAGACACCUCUGCACAAGAUACCAAAGUGGAGAAAGCGAACAUGCUGUCUAUGACUGUGUUGGGUUUGAGAGUCCUGCUGGCAAAAAGUAUUGCCUUCAAUACACUCAUGAGUAUCAAACUGUUUCUUUUCUGAGGCAGUGGGGAUGGAAGGCAACA